Scophthalmus maximus (turbot) is the source of this 7564-nucleotide messenger RNA. RefSeq names its product calcium channel, voltage-dependent, alpha 2/delta subunit 2a (gene cacna2d2a). The record is from RefSeq and is a predicted model, not a curated record. Gene Ontology annotation, cellular component: voltage-gated calcium channel complex. The transcript is spliced from 39 exons. The coding region runs from base 409 to 3747 and encodes 1112 amino acids. Gene Ontology annotation, molecular function: voltage-gated calcium channel activity. NCBI's taxonomy places the organism in Eukaryota, Metazoa, Chordata, Actinopteri, Pleuronectiformes, Scophthalmidae.
UUGACUCUGAGUGGUCGUUACAUGGGAGAGAGCGUGCGAGUGGAAAAAGGAGCAAAUGUGCGCGGCGGCGGAGAGGGAGGACAGCGAGUGCGCGGAGAGGCAGCAGGCACAUCAUCAUCAUCAUCAGCAGCAGCAGCAGCAGCAGCAGCAGCAGCGUCUCCUCCUUCCUGGUCCUCAUCCGCUCUGUCUUCAGCUGCCGGUCCUGUCGCGUGUGCGCGCGCGCGCGCGCUCGUCUCUGAUUGAGCUCUCACCGCCGGCUGAAGUGUCCAGGAGCCUCCGCCAACCAUCCCCUCCCACCACACACUUUCCCCGGAGCUCGGUUAUUCUUAGCUCAGCAGCUGCGAGAGACUGUCCUUCCGGCCCCUUCUCUCGCUCAUUUAUCCCAGUUUCUUGAAUAUUUAAUGGAAAAUGGCGAUCUGCGCGCAGUCGUACGGGUUCCCCUGCCUCCUCGCGAUUCAAACUGUACUUGUCAUAUGUGUCUCCACGCCGACAGACGGGACCCACCUCUUCCCACAGCACUACACAAUGAUUCACUGGGCCGGACGCAUCGAGAAGGAGCUGGAGAAGGUUCUGCAACACGUCACCGGAACUCAGCAGAUGAGAUCGAUUUACAAUGAGAAGAAGAGCCAGUUUGAAAUCAAGAGAAACAACCCCAAGGACCUGGUGGAACGAGUGGCACGGGACAUCUCCAAGCUGCUCAACAGUAAGAGGAAAGCCCUGGAGAAACUGGCCAGGGAGGCAGAGCAGCUUCAGAAGGAGCACGUAUGGCAAGACGGUGUGACGGAGAAUGCCAUUUCAUACUACGAUUCCAAAGCGGAUUCAGACUAUGCGGAGGAUGGGGAAGAGGAGAGCCUGCUGGAGAGCUCGUCUCCCGUGGAGCUGGAGUUUGUGGACGAUCCCAACUUUAAAAACAAGGUCAACUACUCCUCCAGUGCCGUCCAGAUUCCCACGGACAUUUACAAAGGCUCCCCGGUCAUCCUUAAUGAGUUAAACUGGACGCAGGCUCUGGAGCGGGUCUUCAUCGAAAACCGCCGGGAUGACAGCUCGCUGCGCUGGCAGGUGUUCGGCAGCGCCACUGGAGUGACACGCUACUACCCAGCCACUCCCUGGAGGGCGCCCAACAAGAUCGACCUGUACGACGUCCGCAGAAGACCGUGGUAUAUCCAGGGUGCAUCGUCUCCAAAGGACAUGGUCAUCAUUGUGGAUGUGAGCGGAAGCGUCAGCGGACUGACUCUGAAGCUCAUGAAAACCUCCGUGGUGGAGAUGCUGGACACCCUAUCGGACGAUGACUAUGUGAAUGUGGCCAGGUUCAACGAGAAGGCCGAUGCUGUCGUUCCUUGCUUCAGGACUUUGGUCCAAGCCAACGUUCGUAACAAGAAGAUCUUCAAGGAGGCCGUCAUGCACAUGCAAGCCAAAGGAACCACAGAUUACAAGUCUGGCUUCACAUUCGCCUUUGAACAGCUUCUCAAUGAGAGCAGUGCCCCGAGGGCCACCUGCAAUAAAAUGAUAAUGAUGUUUACAGAUGGCGGGGAGGAUCGUGCACAGGAAAUCUUUGAGAAGUACAACUGGCCCAACAAAACGGUUCGUGUGUUCACCUUCUCCGUUGGCCAACAUAAUUAUGACGUCACCCCUUUGCAGUGGAUAGCUUGUGCCAAUAAAGGUUACUACUUUGAAAUCCCAUCGAUCGGAGCCAUCCGAAUCAACACCCAGGAGUACCUGGACGUCCUGGGCCGGCCCAUGGUGCUGGCUGGGCCAAGAGCCAAGCAGGUGCAGUGGACAAACGUCUACCAGGAUGCUCUGGGUUUGGGUCUUGUCAUCACUGGAACGAUGCCAGUAUUCAACCUCACUGCUGAUACUGUGAGCUCUCAGAACCAGCUCAUCCUGGGCGUUAUGGGAGUCGACAUCGCCAUCAACGAAAUCAAAAAGAAGACUCCUACUUACAGACUUGGAGCCAACGGUUACACGUAUGCCAUCGACCCAAAUGGUUAUGUACUGCUACAUCCCAACCUGCGACCCAAGAUCUUUAACUUUAGGGAGCCCGUCACCCUGGACUUUCUGGAUGCAGAGCUUGAAGACAGCAACAAGGAGGAGAUCCGACGACAGAUGAUUGAUGGCAAAUCAGGGCAAAGGAAAAUCAAGACGCUCAUUAAGUCAGUUGAUGAGCGGUACAUCGAUGAGGCCAUGCGGACAUACACAUGGACCCCGGUGGACGGUACAGAUUACAGUCUAGGUUUGGUACUGCCCACAUACAGUGAGAACCACAUCAAGGCCAACCUGAGUGACCAGAUCCUUCAGGUGCAGUUGCCAUACACCAAGGAUUUUGAAUCACUGCUGCCAAACAGUUUUGAGUCUGAAGGACAUGUGUUCAUUGCUCCCAGGGAGUACUGCAAUGAUCUGGAACUGUCCAACAACAACACGGAGUUCCUGCUCAACUUCAUUGCUCUCAUGGAGAAGGUGACGCCGGACUCUAAACAAUGUGACAAUUUGCUCCUUCAUAACCUGAUUCUGGACACGGGCAUCAUCAGGCAGCUGGUUGACAAAGUGUGGAAGAAUAAAGACUUGAACACAUACGGGUUUCUAGCCGUGUUUGCUGCGACCGACGGAGGCGUGACAAGAGUGUUUCCUAACAAGGCUUCGGAAACCUGGGAGGAAGACCCUGAGCCGUUUAACGCCAGCUAUUACCGCCGCAGUCUUGACAACAAGGGCUACAUCUUCCGAGCGCCUUAUCGAACAGCCAGGGACGAGCUGCUGAACCCAGAAAACGACACCAUAGGGAUCCUGGUCAGCACAGCUGUGGAGAUCACCAUAGGAGGAAAGAACAUCAAACCUGCAGUGGUCGGAGUGAAACUGGACCUUGAAGCCUGGACGGAUAAGUUCAAGAUUCUUGCCAGUAACCAUACAGACAACCGCCAAGGCUCAAAUACGUGUGGACCGAACAGGGGCUGUGAAAUGGACUGCGAAGCCAACAGUGAUGAUCUCCUGUGUUACUUGGUAGACGAUGGUGGAUUCCUGAUCAUGUCCAAUCAGAAGGACGACUGGAACAAGGUGGGAAUGUUCUUCAGUGACGUCGACCCCACAUUGAUGUACGCCCUCUACAACAAUUCCUUCUACAAACGCAAGCAGUCAUUUGACUACCAGUCUGUGUGUGAACGGAUGCCCAACAGUGAAUCUGGAGCUGCACCCAGAGGAGUGUUUGUGCCUACAAUUGCAGAUUUUGUAAACGUGGCUUGGUGGACAUCAGCAGCUGCAUGGUCCGUGUUCCAACAGUUCAUAUAUGGCCUGGCUUAUCACAGUUGGUUCGUCACAGAUGAGGUGGAUGCUGAUGGAAUCGAUUUCAAAGAGCGGGGCUGUGUAAUGAUCCAGACCCAGUACUACUUAAGUAAUCUCAGCAGCUCCUACAACAUACUGCAAGACUGUGUCAACUGCUCCAGGCUGAUCCAUGCCAAGAGGAUAAACAACACCAACUUGCUGUUUGUGGUGGCAGAGAAGUUGCCAUGCAACACCUGUGAGAUAGAGAAGCUGUCCCAGGAGGAGGAGGAGUUUAAGGAGGAAAACCCGUGUGAAGAACUGACUGUGGCGCGUUAUCGAAAAGGACCAUCCACCUGCUUCGACUACAACAUCGCCGAGAACACGUCAGACUGUGGGCGAGGUCACGCUUUCCGUCCGUCUCUCUACACUUUGCUGCUUAUUCAGCUGCUUCUGCUGUAUCCGGCUAUCAGCCCCCACGUUCACUUGCUACUACAAUAAUUUUCAUCUCCCUCUACUUAUCCUCCUUUUAGCCCCCCUGAGCUUCUCUCCUGUCCUAAAACCUUCUGCCCCCACCUCUCCACUGCCUCGUGCUCCCUAUGCCCCCCCCCCCCCCUCCUCAGAUAUAGUCAUAGGUAAUAAUGGGACUUCCCAUCACAGCAAGUCGGAAGCCCUGAGUGCCACGCUAUCCAGCUUGCUUCAGUUUGUGUCGCUUAGUGACAACUGCCGGACCUCCGUGUCCUCAGCCGGUUAACCUUCAUUUGCAGGAAGAGCGGGUGGUGCCGCGCCACCCGGAUCAUCGGAGACAAUGUCCGAAAAGAAAACAAAGCCCCCCAGCGAGGGGAAAAGGACAGGUUGACGUGCUUGUCGGAGAUCUCUGCCUCACACGGACUGGAGAGCUGAGGUCGGUCACACAGACGGUGGGACCUCUCCUCCAUCUCAGAGCCUCACCGCUCUGUCGUUCUCCCCUCGCGAGGGGCUGUAGACCAUUCGACCACUAAUAUCCACUGUAAAAGAAAAAUACCAGAAAAAUAAGAACUGUCAAGUAUACAAAAUGUCAAGUAUAAACUGCUACAGUGUAUUUAGGUUUUGAUUUGAAAGGAAGUCUUUAGGUGUUAACUCAAAAAAAGAUAUGAAUUAAUUUAUGCACUAUAUCUACUUGCCAAAAUGAGAUAGACUUUCAUGUGGUCUUAUUUUUAUAGCCAAAACACUAGAAGAAAUGGCUUCUGAUAUAUGUUUCAGGAUACACCAUGAGAGGAGGAGUGGAGACGGUCAGAAACUGAAUGCUGAUUCAUUUUGUGCAGCUCCUAAUUAUAGAUUAAUGCUUUUGAAAAACAUCCACUGGGGAUUAGUGUAAUUACAUGAUGGGUAAUUGCAUUUCUAAAGUGCAAAGUGUUUUUUUGUGAUAUUUACUAUUUUACGGCUAGUGCUAUCGGGCUUGCAUACUUAGUGACAGCUGUAAAAUACGAAUCAGCGUUCGGUUGCUGCAGAUUUGGUCAGGAGCACUGCGCAGUAUUCUCCUUUAUGAUCAAUUGAACAUUCUGACCUCCUCUGGUUUAGACUGAUGUUUAAAAAAUGAAAAGAAAAAAAAAGCUCACCUCUGCCAAUCCUCAUGAGGCUUCUCCAGUAAUGUAACACUCCGAAUCACGACUUUUUGUGCUUUACUUCUGUUCACGACAAAACACACAAGAUCUUUUCCUCAUGACCCUCCAUUAAAUUUUCAAGGUGGAUUUUCUUUUUUCUUUAGGUUUUUUUUUUUUGGGGGGGGGGUAAUGGGGUGGGGUGGAAGAAUCAUUAUUCUUUUUUUUCUUUUUUUUUACAGGGAUUACCUUUGACUGAUGCUGUUCAAACUUCAAAAUCAUUCGCUGCUGGGGGAUAGGGGCUUAUCAACAUUUCCAACAAAAGUGCAGAAGAGGCCACUGAAUAUGGUGAUCACGUACAGUAGUGCUCUGGUUGUAAUCCGUCACAGUUUGUCAUUUGAUCAUUGCGAUGUGUUCAGACUCCCAUGUUUAGGAGCCACUCUGUUUCAUAGUGCCUUGAUGCACUUUGUUUUUGGAAUGCGUUGGCUGUAUAAGAGUAGAGCUACUGUAUAGUACCUUUAUUGAGCAGCCACCUUUGAGGCUUUGGGACCUAAAAGACUGAAUCUGUUGGCUAUAGGAAUAGCUCAACACAGAGCCGUCGCACUGACCGGCUCGAGCUUAUUGUAUCCGCCCUCUCGGCCACCCUGACUGCCACCACAUGGAGUUACUAUACUGUUCCUUUACAAAGCCAUGUAUAGAGCUAUGAUACACUAUCAGUACACAGCGACUUAACUGGCCAUAGAGCGUUCUUAGGGCCACCUGACUGCUAUAGUUCUGCCUGAAUCGUGUGUGUUAGUGUACGGGUGUAUGUGUUAGUUUGCGUUGAAACCCCUCAAUGGGAAUGUCUUUUAAAUGAAGUGUACGAGGGAUGACAGUUGUGGUAGCAUAGCCGUUGUUUUUCUUUUCCUGUUCCUAUAUCGCAAAGGACAAAAUCCAGUGUUGUUGUUAAGGGGGAAAAAAGGGAUUUUAAGUGAAACAAAAAGAAUCCAUUUUUAACCAACAGUCUGCUUCAAUAUCAUAUCAAUAUAAGGGAGCAGAGGUGUCCGUAAGAAUGUGUAGUUCAUCAGUGUUUUCUGUUUCAGAUGCAACAUAGUUGACAAAGCCUCUCUAAAUGCCUUAGUGUUACACAGUACGGAGCUCCGAUACGUCCCCCUCCCCUUUCACAUGCAUUGUUUCUCACGCAAACACAAAAAGAUCCUCCAAAAUAUUCACUCCGCUGGGUUUUCUCGUCGUUCUGCAGUAAGUAUAGUGAGCUCUAGUUUUGUAUUUUCAACGUCUUGGAAUGAUUCGCUAUUGAUUGAUGCCUGUUCGAUUAAAUGCUUGAAAGUGGAGUUUGGGAGUUUUUAAAAAAAAAAGGAGAAAAAAAUUCAAAAGCAUCCGACCUUCGAUGUUCACACCCACCGAAACCUCACUAUAAUGCUCAGGUGGGAUCACUCACACGAUGAUUUGAACCUUAACUUGCACACUCUGUACAGUAGUUGGUACUUUUUGAUGUGACAGACAUGCUGGCACAGUAACUGCAAGAAAUCAGACUGUUACUAAAAAAUAUGAAAUUUAACAUUUGUAUUUCCAAUUUGGCUCUUUUCGGUGUUGAGUACGGGCCGGGUCAUAUGAUGCCGGAUGCAGUUUUACUUUUCUGGCAUUUGUUUGUCUCUGUCCUGUGCCAUUAAUUCUGUCUGUAUUUCCCUAUUUCCACUAUCUGUAAAUGAACGCUACACGUGCCUGUGGAAAUGUACCCUCUGCAACUUCCUCUCUUUUCCUGGCUCUGUACGCAUACGGUCUCACACAUGUAUGUAAAAUAUGUGGGCCUACAGUUUGUGCACCUGCACCGAGACAUUAUGCACAAUGCACACAAACAUAUAAGUAAACAUGUAAUGACACUUAUUCAUGCCCAGCUGGGAGAUGUCAAAGCACCAGGCAGAAGUAAAAACAAGGAUGUCUCCUCCCAUGUGUUUUGGGGGGAUUUUUGUGAGCGGGCAGGAUGUCGGAGGCAAGCUCAGGGAGUGGGUCUCCACAGAGCAGCAUGGGCCUGUCAAACAGAAGGUCAUUUGCGGAAUCAUGAAGUGACGUCUGUGUGUGUGCUGACAGAAGUGGUCUUCUGAGGGGGCACGCGUAUGAUUUCUGGUGGUUUAAAAUUUUUAAUUUUGCCAUAAAAAAAUGAAAUAAAAAUAGAAAAAUUGGUCCAACUUGGGGAUGAGAGGGAGGGGUCAUCUUAAAGGACACGACCCUAAAAUAAGGAAGCAAGGGUUUUCAUGAAGCCCCCUCCCGACCCUCGCCGCCUCUGUGUUGGUGCGUCACUGUGGGAAAGACAUGUGUGUAUGUGAUUCUGUAGUCUCUAGUCUGGUGCUAUGUGACCAUGUUUGACAAGUGUGAAAAAAAUAACAUUUAGAGGAAGUGAAAUCAGUGAAAUUUUAAGUGAAGUUAAAAAAAAAAAAAAAAGGAAUACAGCACUAUUGAUAAGUUUGAGAUCUGAAGUCAAAAUGUUUUUAAUUUCUUUUGGUUUAUUUCUUGUGCGUAUGUGAGUGUGAAUGUUUGUGUGUGGAAGAUUUCGCUCCUUCUUUUCUGGGCACUGGUCCAUGUCGCUCCAUUCUUUUUGUACAGAUGAAGCUUAAAAAAGAAAAAGAAGAAGAAGAGGGCAAAAUUUGUAAAAUAUUGUGUCUGUGACUCCUUGUAAAAUAUUUUCAAAUUGUUUAUUACAGAGAAUCAGUUAUUAAAUAAUGUUCAUAUUUUUCACUUCA